Molecule: messenger RNA, 4153 nt
Organism: Gavialis gangeticus (Gharial)
Lineage: Eukaryota; Metazoa; Chordata; Crocodylia; Gavialidae
Gene: POT1
Product: protection of telomeres 1
Exons: 20
Coding region: 61-2403 (780 amino acids)
Biological process (GO): regulation of telomere maintenance via telomerase; telomere capping
Cellular component (GO): chromosome, telomeric region; nuclear telomere cap complex
Molecular function (GO): telomerase inhibitor activity; G-rich strand telomeric DNA binding
Source: RefSeq, a predicted model, not a curated record
AGUGAGGACGGCGGAGCGCGCGGUUUGCGAGUUGGUGGAGCCGCGACAGAUAAAGCAGCUAUGCCUAUUCACAUGCUAAAAAUCAUCAAUGGAGCACCUGAAACAGCACUACCAAGCUACCUGCAAAGAGUGGAUUCAAAAUAUCUGCAACUGGGUUGUGAUCAUGCCAACAAAUACUUUAAGGGAACUGUUACUCUCUCCUAUCCUUUAAUUCAACUUGGAAAUGGAACAGAUUCCUUCAAGAUUAUACUACAAGAUAUGGAGAAUUUGUGUUCAAGAACCAGCAGCAUCAAUAUUUUAUUCCUCGGAAAAAUGGCAAAGGACUGUGCAAAAGUUGUCCAUCAAGGGGACACUGUGUUAAUAGCUGGAUUUAAUUUGGCAACAUCACCUUCUGCAAGUGAAGAUGGCAGACAUUGCUGUCACUUGGAAGUGUCAGAAGAAGCUGGAUCAACCAUUUAUAUUUAUACAAAGUCGAGCCCAGUCACUGCUUCCGAAAUUGCAUCCACGCCUGUUGCUCUGAAAUACACGUAUACCCCUCUGAAUCGUCUUACAGGAGGUACUACAGUCAACUUAUAUGGUGUUGUAAAAUUCUUCAAGCCUCCAUAUAUAAGCAAAGGAACUGAUUAUUGUUCAGUUGUAACACUUGUGGACCAAUCAAAUGUCAAGUUGACAUGUACACUCUUUAAUGGAAAUCUAGAUGCCCUUCCAAAAAUCUACAAAAUUGGAGAUAUUGUUCGAUUUCAUAGAAUAAAGAUUAGGGAAUACAAUGGACAGAUUCAGGGGGUUACCAGCAUUGGAUUUGCAUCCUUGACGUUUGAUGGAACCCCAGGAGCAGCAAUCAUUCCUCGAGCCUCUAGUAAAUUGUACACUUUCACAGAUGAAGAACAAAAAACAAUAGAAGAACUACGUGUUUGGGGAUCCAGUAAUCUUUCCAUCUCUGGGCCAGCAGUGAAAUUGUCUGGUGUUCAGCCAAAGCUGUUUUUUGACCUCACUUGCCAACUUAUAGGGAAAGCAAAAAUGGAUGGAUCUUCCUUUCUUCUCAAGGUGUGGGAUGGCACAAAAUGUUCCUACCAGUCCUGGAAAGUGCCUGUGGAAUCGAGGGAUCUUGAAGGAGAUAAAGUUCUUAUUCAUAAGCUGAGAAAUCUGACAGUAGACAUUCUAGUUUAUGAUAACCAUGUCCAAUUGGCAAAAUCACUGAAGGUUGGAAGCUUUCUAAGAAUUUACAGCCUACAUGCAAAGCAAGCCAGUCCAGAGAAUCAGGCUGAUGUUUCGUAUAUAGAGUUUCAUCUUCAUGGUGGCACCUGUUAUGGUCGAGGAUUUGGGGUCCUACCAGAAAGUAAUCCAGAUGUUAAAGAACUAAAAUCAUUUUUGGAUUCUGUGGAUCUCACAGAGCAUCAAAAUGUGGAAACUGUGUCUUCAAUGGAAUUGGAUAGUACUUCUGACAGUGUUUCAAACUCAGAAGUAUAUUUAGAGAGAUGCCAGCAAUUGUCUGUCACAGUGCUGACAGAUCACCAGGAUUUAAAUGAAACAGCGUUGAAUACCAUUUUGAACAACCGCACUCCUCAACAAUAUCGCAUUAGAGCAAAACUGAGAACUUUUAAACCCCAGAAGCUUUAUCAGUCCAUUAAACUUUAUUGUUCAAAAUGCAACUCACUGCAAGAAGUUCCAGAUGGAGAUGACUUUGACUUUAUUUUACAAGACUCUGCAGCUACACUUCCAAAUCCAGAAUUGCACAAUAAGCUGUGGUACGAUUCUGCUGUGUGGAAUACAGAACAUCCAAAACAAAGAACAAUAGCUGUUCAUUUUGUGAAGCACAAUGAAAUGGUUCAAGAGCCAGGAAAUUGUUUGAUAAUGGUAGAAGGAGGGACACAAAAAGAAAUUCUGAAACUUACAAGAAGAUUUAAAGGUGUUAUUCCUGUGAGAUCCAUGCAAGAAGAUCUUGAACUCCUAGACCUUUCUGCUCCAUUCCUUUUGCAAGGGAAGAUACGGCAUUAUGGGUGCAAGCAAUGUUCAAAACCAAAGACUAUCAAGAGUCUACAUUUCCUUUCUGAAGAAGAACAUCCCUCAUGGGAACCUAGUGAAGUGGCACAAAUUUUAGGUAUUCAGCCACUCCAGUAUGUGUUUGUUAUGGAAUUUACACUGGUUGAUGGAACAGGAGAACUAAAUGCAUACCUUUUUGACUAUGAAAAGUUUUUCCAGAUUCCUGCCUCUGAAGUUCUUAGCAGUGAUCUUCUUCAGAAGAAGAUGGAGGCGACCAUGGAUUCACUCUGUUCUCCCAAAAGAAAAAUAGAUGACUUGCCAUGGCUGGAAUGCAUCAUCAGGUCGUACACAGUCAGAGAUGGAACAGAACAGCGAGUCUGCUAUCAGAUUUUUGAUACUACAGUUGCUGAAGAUGUUGUCUAGUGCUGUGUUCCUAUUUCAGAAGCAGUUUAUCACCAUUAUUAAUUACAAAUAUUUUCUCCAUGCAAACACAGUAAAGAAGUCUGCAUAAUGAUUUGUACAUUUUGUUUGAUCCUACGUUUCUGAAUUAAGCUUAGUUACACAUCUGCUAAAAUGUGUUUGUUACUUAGCUGGGUUCUGUCCUGUGAAAUGAGCGGGAAAAGAAGUGUUAGGCCUUUCACAGGAUUCCAACUGUAUAAUUCAGAUUGUUAAAAGAAGAUUAGUAUCCAAACAUUCCAAGCUGUUAUAUUGGAAGAUCUCUAAUGUUACUGUACUCUCGGAGGACAUACAAAGUCAAACAGUAAGACAUUGUAGACUCUAAAUGUUGUGUUACUUAAGAAGCACAGUUACCAUUCACUUUUAUAUGCAAAAAUAAAUUAUUUUAGCACACCUGUGGAAACCAGCCAUAUCAUUUAAUUUUCAUUCCCUGACAUUAUUGCAUGCAAACACAUUUUUUUAAGUCCUAUAUAAGCCAUAUGCGUUCCUUUUUCUUCACUUUUAUUACUGUUAUGUAGUUUCUACAGAGUUCUUCCUGCAGGUCUUACUGCCAGAUAAUCCUUGUGCAUGCCAGAAGAGUUGUUGACUCAGGAACUAUUUAUGUGAGUAAAUAAAAUAAUACUCAUCUGGUUAAGAAUUAUAAAGCUAGGUCAUAAAAGCAAGGAUGUUUGAAAUACUAAGAUUAAUAGUAAACUUUAUUAGACUAUAUAUUUUUAUAAAAAUGUAAGGUAAAGCAUAUAUAAAGUUGUAUUUAUUAACACUCAGUAUUGGCUGUACAUUGACAGCUUCUCAAAGAGUCUGGCUAAUUUAGUGUCGGAUCGUAGGUCUAGAUCUGAUUUCUUAUUUGGUGUAAUCGGAUUGUGUGGCUAAAUUUAGAGCCAGCAUUUUCAGGCCAAUAUGUCACUAGUCUAGUUGACUAUCUAAGUAAAAACACUUACUCUGCUGUAAGUAUUUUCUCACUUUCUAGGAAAAAAAGAAUGUAAAAAUUCAUCAAAUGAAUAUGCCUAUCACUCAAGAAUUAUUACUUAACAUUUGCAACAGUUUUUUUGAGUAAACUCAAAUAUCAUAUUUAAUGUAACAGCUCAGUACUUUGAUACUAGAUACAAACAUUUUAUUGUAUAGUAAGAGAGAUACUGGACUAUUUUUAUGUGUGUAUUUUGAUUCAAAUAGCCUAAAACUUGCUUUCUGUUGCUUAAAUGUGUACUCUUUGUAGAAACAUUCAGCCAGGAACCUAGAAAUGUAAUGUGCUUUAUCCAAAGUUUCAUUAACAUUGGUAGCUGAUGUUCAUUUUGAAGGUGGGGAGAAACAGUCUGGCUGAUUAAAUAAGACCAACAGCUUGCCAAGUAAGAAAGUGCUGGCAAGAGUUUUGAAAGCAGCUGCUUUAUUGCCCUUGGCUUGAUGAGAAAUGCUGAUAAGUGAAUUGUUAAGAUUUGAGUUCUUAACUGGAUGUCCAAAGAAUUUCAGUGGAAUUUAAUUUCAGAUGAUCCCUCUUAAGAGCGUUUCAGUUGAAUUUAAUUCCACAUCAUUCCUCUUAGGAGCUUGUGUGCCAUGUGAUUUAUAGCUUGUCAUAAAAACUAGAAACCAGACCUCAAUUGGGUUAAAGUUGAUAAAGAAGCCUUUAUUUUGUUGUGUUGCAUAUCAUUACAUUGUUACUGCCAAAUACAUUUGUGUUAAAUUGUAAAUAUAUUUUUGAAAAUUAAAAGUAUAAAUAAAAUUG